Messenger RNA from Dermacentor albipictus, 3444 nucleotides. Its product is annotated as neprilysin-1-like. Gene Ontology annotation, molecular function: metalloendopeptidase activity. The record is from RefSeq and is a predicted model, not a curated record. NCBI's taxonomy places the organism in Eukaryota, Metazoa, Arthropoda, Arachnida, Ixodida, Ixodidae. Gene Ontology annotation, cellular component: plasma membrane. Gene Ontology annotation, biological process: protein processing.
ACCAGUGCUGACAAAGGAGGUUGAAGGAGUGCGUGCUCGUGGUCGUGCACACGCUCUUGCUCGUGCUCGUGCUCGUGGCAUCGUUCGAAGCAGAAGCGGAGCUGAGACUGCGCGACGGACCAGAACACCGACUUCUUUCCAGUCUACACCACUCCAAGUCAAAGGUGUUGGAAGCACUACCAUGGCCGGUCGGAAAGACAACAGUGGCCCGUCGGAACCGAUCGGCCUGAAGGGCGUGUUCGUUCCUUCGCCGACGGCGAGCAAGAGGAGCUCCCGAAGCGCCUCUGCUGCCGCAGCGAGGACCAACAGGCCGGAGGCAGCCCCUCUGCGCAGCAUUACCGAGGGCAGGCCCGCCCUGGAGUCUCGGCGGCCGUCGUCGGCGAUUGCACUGUCGCCUCCGAGCGAUGGUGGCCGGUCCCCGCUUCCGGCGAGCCAGGAUCGGCCUGCUCUGGCAGGGCGGCUCUUAAAACAGAAACACGAUCAAGCACCGUUGGACACUUCAAAGACUGCCAAUAACCUGGCUACGCCGCCGGAACGCGAGAAGGGCAUUCCACGGUCAUCGAAAAGCAGCAAAGGCACACAAGGCUUUACAAAGGGCGCAACGGGGUCCGUAAAGAGUGGCAAGGACACACCAGGAUCUGUAAAGAGCAAGAACUUGCCACGGUCCAUAAAGAGCAAGGCAUCGCCAGGGUCUGUAAAGGACAGCAAGGACGCACCAGGGUCCGUAAAGGGGAGCAAGGGCGUAUUAGAUUCCAUGAAGGGCGUGAAGGGCUGCAACUACGAACCAGACUCCAGAAUGGGCACUAAGAGAACAGGGCAGUCACCUAAAAGCGAGAAGGGCGCGACGCGCUCGAGCGGUAAGGAGAAUCUCACGGUAGCCGAAGAGCAUCAGGUCUCGAUUUUGGAAGCUAUCAAAGAGGCCUUAUUCUCUCCAUCCGAGCCGACAUCGCAUCCACCCGCCCCACCCGAUCGGACCAACCUUUACGCCAUCGCAGUGCUGGUGUUCGUGGUGGUCGUCGCGCUGCUAGUCAUGAUGCUCCUCCUGCCAGGCUCGAAGAAACGCACGGGCAAAGCCACGACGGCGACUUGUCGGUCGGACCACUGUGAGCACAUCGGCAAGCUGCUGCUCGACAGCGUCUCGCCGGACGUGGACCCAUGCGACAACUUCUACCAGCACGUCUGCGGAGGAUGGAAGUAUGCGGGAAGCCAAGGUGACGUACUCUUCCAAAAGCUUAUCGACGAGGUCACCGACCUGAUCCGGACCAUGCACGUGCCACCGGCGGGACAGCUGUCCUUUCAAAAGGCCGCGCUAGCCUACCAGGCGUGCGAGGACAUCAUCACCAAGAACAACACCAACCUCACCACCCUCGUGCGUAUCCUCAAGGAGGCCGGCCUGUACUCGCCCCCCGGCUGGACGGGGCCCGUCGACGCCCUGAACGUGACCUUCUUCCUGCACUUCAGGUGGCGCAUCGCCGCUCCAAUAAAGUUCACGUACGCUCGCCCCGCGCCCCGGGGCAUCACUCUGCGGAUGGCACCCAGCGACUACCUGACGACCUAUGCCCGUAGGAGACAGAAACCUGGCUUCUACGAUGGCCUCAAAAACGACUACGAGGUGUUUCAAAGAACGUUCGAGCCAAACAUGCUUCCCACUCUGACGUACGACGCCUGGCAGACGAUCGACCAGAACGUCAUUGCGGGUUUGGCGGAAAUACUUAAAAAACUGAACUCGGUGAACGAAUUUGCCGGCUGGAACGAGACUACCAUCCAGGACGCGAUUCACGGCGUCUCACGGCAACAGUGGACGAACAUUCUCAACACGUACUUGAAACGCAGCGACGCGCUUAGGUUUUACGUGGACUCCGUGUUCCUAUUUAAGAAAUUUAUGGAGCUGCCGAAUCAAAUAGGCGCCACGGAGGCUCAAGCCUAUUUUAGGUGGUACAUAGCUGAAAUGCUGACGAGGAGAGUGUACGCGCCCUGGAUAUUUAGAGAGUUCCCAACGUACCAAGACGCGCUCAAGCACUAUAGCCACUUCUGCUUCGUCAUCGUACAGCAGACGGCCGGAUACGCCCUUUUCGCGUCUUACGUCUCGAAGACGUUCACCGCAGACGUGAAAAACGACAUUAGGCAACUCGCGAAAAUUAUCCGUGGAGCCUACGACCACGUGUUCGCCCGCAGCCUCGGCAUGCACUCGAACGUCGACAAGUUACCUUCCUACACCAAAGGUACCGGACGCCUGUUCGACCUUCUGUCGCUUUCAGGUGAGAACUACCUCGAGGAGAGCUACGCCCUCUACGACGACAUGACCUGGGAUACGCUCGAGAAUUGGAAGCGGCUCAUGAUCGGUCGGAGCAAGUCCCUCUGGACUCGCGUGUCGAUGGGAAUGGCCCGCGCACUUCCGUCGGACCUACUGUACUACGAAAUCGACGGCGUAUCCAACGACAUCAUUCUCCGGCCAGACGUGGCCGUCUUGCCGGGCUAUGACAGCGACGCGCCGCUGCUGCUCAAACUCGCCAGCCUGGGCUCACUCAUGGCGUCUGCCAUGGCCAAGGUGCUGUACGGUACGCUGGAAACAACGGCGCGUUGGCACGCCUCCGCCGAGUGCAUCUUCAGCAUGCAGCAGCGCACAAAUGCCACGGAGUCGCGCGGCAAGAUUGUCAUUCUGCAGCGGGUAAUCGCCCUAGCGGUCACCCUCCUUGCGGCCGUUACGGGGCCGAAAAUCGACGAACAUUUGACGAUCCCCGGCGUUCCCGACCUUUCCGACAUGCAGCUCCUGUUCACCGUUUGGUGCUACCAGCAGUGCGGCGAGAGAGAAGGCGAGCGCCUGUGCAACGAACCUCUCAAAGAAGUGGGCCUGUUUGCGCACGCUUUUCAGUGCGAAGCUCAUACGACGAUGAGGAGAGAACACGCCUGCACGGUGGCGUGGUUUGAACCGCUGACCCAAAACAGCACUACGCCGGAAGCAGCCGCGGAGGCAGAUGCGAGCGUGCAAACCGAACACAGCAAUCAGUCGGCAGUUGCCACGCAGCAGGGAGAUAACCAUGUAACCGACGCAAGACAAUUGCAGCGCUAGCUUAUUUUUGUGCGCGACAUAACGAAUCCAAGUCGAUUUUUCCCCCUUUUGUACAGCAUUUCGCCCUAUAAUUAAUAGAAACAGAAAAGUUUCAUUUUUGCUUUCGUUGCAGUGGUUGCCCAUGUGCCAUGUUUUACAGAAUGUUUCUCGCGGCUAGAAGUGCUUUUCGUAUAUAGUUAGCGCUGACGCGUUCUGCAGCACCUGGAGUGGCAUACGAGGGUGUGUACGUGCAACGAACAACUCCUAAUUUAGAACGUUACUGAACCAAAGCUCGGCUCGCAGGGUAUACGGAUUUGCGAAUAUUGUGGUUGCGUUGCUGUAAUACAAGUGCGACAAUUUAAACGUCAAUUGAAAUAUAUGUGCUUUUUACUUCA